GCAACCGGUGCAGCUCAGCCCCGGCGGAGCGAGGAUGGCGGAGGAGCGGGAGCUGCAGGGCUUCCUGCGGGAGGUGGACGAAGUCGCUGCCUUGGUUGAAGGCCUGAAGUCCACAGAUCCCGCCGUCCAGGAAAAAGCCACGGCGGAUACGGAGAAGAGAUUCCGGUCCAUUUCGGACAAGGACGGAAAGAAGCCGAAGCCGAAAGUGGACAGGACGGUCAUCAACAAGCAGCCCUCGCCGGGAUUGUCAAGUCAAGAGGAAACGACGGCAGAGAGUUUCCUGGCGGUUUUAGAGAAAGAUGCCCAGGAGCGAGCCAGGAGGAGGAAAGGAAACGAAGCCUCCGCAAACGCCCUGAAAGAGAAGGGGAACGACGCCUUCAGCCAAGGGGACUACGCUUCGGCUGUGCAAAACUACACGGAAGGCCUGAAGAAGCAGAAGGACAUGCUCGCCUUGUACACCAACCGAGCCCAGGCCUACAUCAAGUUGCGGAAGUACGAGAAAGCCAUUUACGACUGCAGCUGGGCGUUGAGGUGCGAUGAGAAAUGCACCAAGGCACUCUUCCAUAUGGGAAAGGCAUACCUGGCCAAGAAGGACUUCCAUCAGGUGAGACCUCGCCGGGCUCAGAGUCUGCGCUGCACCAAGUUAUGGCAGGCCAGAGAGUGCUACCUGAAGAUUUUAGAAAUCGAUCCUCGGAAGGAGAAGCUGUGCAAAGAUUGCAUCGAUGAAAUAGACCUGGAGGAGAAAAGACUCCAGGAGGAAGAGGGAGCGUCAGAGGAUCUCAAGUCUGGGAAACCGACCGCCGUUGCCGUGAACGAGAUGCUCCAGAAACUCAGCACGCCAGAUCAGGACGCUCUCUAUUACGCAGGAGGCAUACGGCUUCUGACCGACCUGGUUCAAACCUGCACCGAGCAAACUUUGUUUAGGACGAACGAUGGUUUCAGCAUCAUCAGCGACAACGAGGUCAUAGAACGGGUUCUCAGCGCCAAGAUCAACUCUCCUGUGGAACUGGAGCUGGCUUGCUCCCUGCUUCUCCUCUGGCAAGCCGUCUGCAAAGGGAACGAGGAGAACCAGCGGCUGCUUCUAACCCACCCCAGUGUCAACGCUCAGCUUCCCGCUUUGCUGUGCUCGGAGGCACCCAAAGUCCAGGAACAGUGCGUGGCUCUGCUGUCGCUUUACGCCGAGACGGAGCACGGGAGGAUCCUCUUAAUCAGGCAUCUGAACACCACCAAGUGGCUACAGACGUUGAUAUCCUUAGUUAAAGUUGCCGAUAGCAGAGCUGCCAGCGCUAUGAAUUUGCUGACCCAUUUAAUCCUGGAAGAAAACUUCAAAAUCCAAUGCCGGAUUAAACUGUCCACUGAGACUUUGCCGAUCUUUAUUCAGUUGCUGAGCUCUUCCAAGGCCCCGAACGAGACCGUGCUUAGCCGCUGCAUUGCCAUCAUGGGAGAUCUCUGCUCAGACCUGGUCAUCCGGAUACAGAUGUCUGAAAAUCAGGAAUGCUGGCAAGCUUGCUUGAGCUUCGUGAACCAAUGCUGGAACGAAAACAGCGUCGCCAGAUAUCCCGAGUGUUUGUACGCAAUCUUAGGCCUGAUGAUGAACCUCUCCCUGGAACCCAACUCAGUCGUUGAGGAACUGGCCGAGGAAAUCUGUGACAUGUGCAUGUCUCUCUUCAGCAGCCCGGAUGGGAGGAUCAUCACAAGAGCCGUGGGGCUUUUGAAUCACAUCCUGCCGGCAAGUCCGAAGGCUCUGGAAGAAGCUGUGAGACAAAACGUGGUGAGGAAAAUGAUCCGGUUUCUGAAGGCUGGCGGGCAAACCACCACCGAUUAUGCCAUGAAGGUCCUUGCCACUUGUGCCAAGAGUAGCCGGCUGGCUCGGAUGCAGAUUGUGAAACAGGAUAAAAAAUGCAGCCUGUUGCUGAAGCUUCUGUCCUGCCCGAACGAGGUGGUGGCAGGGAACGCUGCUUUCUGCCUGGAGAAAUGCCUGGAGGUGCCUGGAACGGCCACCAUGUUGCUCGACACGGACGUGGUCAGGAUCCUCCUGAGAGCCACCACUCGCGGUGCCCAAAGGCCCUUGGCACAAAAGAACGCAGCCAUAGCUCUAGGGAAGCUCUGCACCGCUGAUGCCAGGCACACCAGCCGGUUGCGGGAGCUGAACGGAAUGGCGGCCCUGAGUGCUUCCAUCAGCAAAAUGCCAGGCCUUUAAGAUGCCAGCAGAUGGUCCAGAGAGGGAUUCUGUGCCCAGCCCCCGUCCCGGGUUGGAAAUGCGCUUCAUUUUUUUUACAAUAAAGAGGAUUAAAAGCGGGGCGAGGCAGCGGGCGAGAGAGAAGGUCAUAAAAAUACACAUCAAGGUUAAUAAACCACUUGGAACAGUG
Ahaetulla prasina is the source of this 2369-nucleotide messenger RNA. RefSeq names its product tetratricopeptide repeat domain 12 (gene TTC12). The transcript has 21 exons. Gene Ontology annotation, molecular function: protein binding. The coding region runs from base 35 to 2200 and encodes 721 amino acids. The record is from RefSeq and is a predicted model, not a curated record. NCBI's taxonomy places the organism in Eukaryota, Metazoa, Chordata, Lepidosauria, Squamata, Colubridae.